Triticum turgidum subsp. durum (durum wheat) is the source of this 4275-nucleotide messenger RNA. NCBI's taxonomy places the organism in Eukaryota, Viridiplantae, Streptophyta, Magnoliopsida, Poales, Poaceae. The record is from the annotation of a GenBank genome assembly.
AUGGCGCACUCGUGUACUGCUCCAUGGCCACAUAACAGAACAGAACGCUUUCUUGCGGCUUGCCUCGCAUCUCCUCCACAAUCCCUUCAUCCUCAACACCCAGGUUAUGACCAGAUCGCUUGGACAUCUGCGGAGCAAAUUGAGUUUGUACUUUGUAGACCACACACAGGGGUACCGGCUAGUUCUCCAGUAGGUCACAUACAAGGCUACCGGCUAAAUCUCCUGUGGGAAAAGCACCGUGCACUUAGAAUGGGGGACCGAAUUGUCCUGGAGCGCAUACUUUCCGGAUUUGAGAAACCGACGAACCUCGCAUUAGCACUUUUACAGGAGAUCACUGAAAAUUUCUCUGAAAUGAGAAAAAUUGGGGAGGGUGGAUUUGGGGAGGUUUACAAGGGUGUGCUCCACAAUAGGAUUAUUGCCGUGAAGAGGAUAAUUGUGAGCGAACACACAAUCGACGACAGGCUAUUUGAUCGUGAAGUUAAAAAUUUGAUGAAGAUUAUUAGCCAUCGAAAUGUAGUUCGUUUUCUCGGCUUUUGUUCAAAUACACAUCGUGAGGCGAUAAAAGAGGAAGGAUCAACAGAAUUGGUUUUGGCCCAGAUGAGAGAAAGAUUACUUUGUUUCGAGUAUAUCAGCAACAGAAGCCUCGAUAAACAUAUUACCGAUGAAUUACGAGGACUUGAAUGGAGUAUACGAUACGAAAUAAUCAAAGGAAUUUGUCAUGGUUUGCAUUACCUUCACGAGGAAAAAAAUAUUAUUCAUAUGGACCUCAAACCUGGCAAUAUAAUGAUAGAUGAAGAUAUGGUGCCAAAGAUAACAGAUUUUGGUUUAUCAAGACUUGAUAAACAUACACACACCAGUGGUACCCGUUAUAUAACACAAGGAUACUGUGCUCCAGAAUACGUGAAUGGUGGCAAGACAUCAAAAAAGGCUGACAUGUAUAGUUUGGGUGUUAUACUCACGGAACUGAUAACCGGACUUAAGGGCGAUCCAGAAAAUGUUAAUAUAAGCCUUUACUCGGAUGACAUGCUUGGAAUUAAGCCGCUCGAACUACGGUUUCUCUUUGAGCGUCAGAAACAGAUAUCAUCCGUAGUUAAGCUAAUCAACAAGACAAAGGAUUACUACGCCUUCAACAUCGAAACACCAAGCCAACAGUACUGUGCACAACCAAACAAAGGCAUUGUGUGUCCACAAUCCAAGUGUACUAUCCAGAUAACAAUGCAAAUGCAUGAGACUACACCACAAGAUAUGCCGUACACCGACGAUUUUAUCGUGCAAAGCACAAAAGUCGACGGGGACCUUAGAGCAGGGGAUAUCACUGAUGUCUUGUUCAACAAAGAGCCGGGUAAAGUGGAUGAGGUAAUUUUGACAGUUGUGGUAUAUCUGCCUGAGAAAUCUAAGGGAGAUCUCAAGAGUCGAGAAGACACCAAGAAAAAACGGAAUAUGGUUGAAUAUGCUUUUAGCAAGGACAAACCUGGCGUCGGCGCAACUAUGCAAUCAGAGGACAUUAAUUCUAUUGGUUACAAAGAUGUGCGAGGACAAUGUACUGGGCAACCUGAGCACCAUAGCUUCCAUGCAGCUCCAAGCAUGCAAACCAAGAUGAGCAACAGAGUUGUGGAUCUUGCAACAGGGGCCAUGGGCAGCCUUCUCUACAAGCUUGGCGACCUCCUCAAGGAAGAGUACAAUCUAGAGAUUGGUGCGAAGACAGACAUAGAGUAUUUCUCAGAUGAGCUUUUGGAGAUGCAGUUAGCGCUCUGCAAGGUGUCCGAGGUACAACGAGACAACCUCAAUGACCAGGUCAUACACUGGGCCAACAAUGUUAGGGAUAUGUCAUAUGACAUUGAGGAUGUGGUUGAUGGCUUUUUGGUACACAUCGAGCAUGCCUCUAAUACAGGCUUCUUCAUGGGGCUCAUGCAGAACAUGUUCAAUCUCUUCAAGUGGGGAAAGACUCACAAUCCGAUCCGUGACACGAUCAAAGACAUAAAGAAACAAGUUAAAGAUGCGGCUGAUAGGCGUAGAAAGUGCAAGGUUGAUGAAGUCGUGGCUAAUGUAGCUGUCGUGACUACAAUUGACCCUCGCAUUUCAGCUAUAUACAAAGAUCAGAAAGAGCUCGUUGGAAUUAAAGAGCCAAGAAAUGAGCUAAUCAAGUGGCUCUCUGAUAAGGAGGGGGGUGGAGAUGUGUCUAAGAAGCAACUCAAGAUAGUCUCUAUUGUUGGAUUCGGAGGAUUGGGCAAGACAACACUUGCCAAGGCAGUGUAUGACAAGCUUCAAUCCCAGUUCUAUCCUAUGGUUUUUGUUCCAGUGGGUAGGAAUCCUAAUGUGAAAAAAGUUUUUGAGGCAAUUCUCCAUGAGCUUGGCUAUGGUUUCAAUGCACUAAACUUAAAUGAAAUGCAGCUCAUCAACAAAAUUCGAGAAUUGCUCCAGAACAAGAGGUACUUCAUAGUAAUUGAUGAUAUAUGGGAUUCCUCAGCGUGGGAUAUUAUUAAAUGUGCUUUGACAAAUGACAAUUGUGGCAGUGGAGUGUUGACAACUACCAGGAUUCGCUCUGUUGCUGAUGACUGUUGCAUACAUAGCAGAGGAUAUGUUUAUAUGAUGAAACCACUAAAUAACCAAGACUCAAGAAAACUUUUUGUUAGUAGAAUAUUUGGAAAUCAUGAUGAUCUUAAAGAUAUGGAACAAAUAUUGGAUCUUAGCUACAUGCAUCUCCCUCACCAUCUUAAGACAUGCCUGCUUGAUAUUGGUAAGUACCGAGAGGACCAGGAGAUAGAAAAGGAUUAUUUGCUGAGGCAAUGGAUAGCUCAAGAGUUUGUGAGCACAACUAGUGUGCGUGAUGCCGAGGAUGUCGCAGAAGACUACUUCUAUAAGCUCAUCAACAUGAGCAUGAUCCAACCUUGGAAGAUAGACUACAAUGAUGAGGUGUUGUCCUGCAAAGUACAUGAUAUAAUGCUUGAUCUCAUCAGAUCCAAGGUCGCAGAAGAAAAUUUUAGUCUUAUAAUAGAUGGGCCCGAAGUUGUGAUAAGGGAACACAAAAGGGUCCGCCGAGUCUCCAUUUAUUACAAUGGUGAAGAUGAUGGUGAAAUACUAGAAGCAAUCAGUGGGCCACUAUCGCAUGUUCGGUCGAUCUUACUUUUUAGAGGGCCUCUUGUGCCUUCUUUUCUGGUGCUGAAGUAUGUUCGAGUUCUUCACCUUGAAGAUGAGAGAUGUGAGAGGCUAGACCUCACCGGUAUUUGUGGGUUGUUUCUACUAAGGUAUUUAAAGAUUUUUUGCUGCAGGAUACAUUUGAUACUACCUAGUAAAAUUGGGGAGCUACGGCAAUUGGAGACAGUAGAAGUGGAAGGGCAAUAUAAACCGACAUCUCUUCCAUCAGAUAUUGUUACUUUGCCCCGGUUGUCGCAUCUCAGUUAUUCAAAUGGUCUGGUGUUGCCUGACGGGAUUGGCAAGUUGAAAUCUCUGCGCACCCUACGAGGUGCUGCAUUUUUGGAAAGCUCGGUGGACAAUAUUAAGGGCCUCGGCGAGCUGACAAACUUGAGGGAACUUGAGAUGUUUUCGGAAUUGCGGUUUUAUAAUGAAGAGGAUGAAUUGGAGUGGAAGAUGCAUAUUGAUGCCUUGCGCUCUUCCAUUGGAAAGCUUUCCAACACCCUCAGGAGCCUUUAUAUCGGAGAAAGAUGCCCCAUAGUACCGCUGGUCCAUGGCUGGAGCAGCACACUAACCCCACCUCGUCGUCUUCGGAAGCUUGAUCUGACUGGCUGUGAGUUCCAAGGAAUCCCCGAGUGGAUUGCUCAGCUCCACGAGCUCUACAGUUUAACUAUUUUCGUGAGGGAAGUGGCUGAUUUUGUCAGUAUUGUUGCAGGGUUGCGUUCCCUUGCGCACUUAGAAUUGCGGGGACUCAUGUAUGGACUGUCUAAAAGGGAAAAGUGGGUAAUCAUCAAUGCCAGGGCAUUCGGAGCGCUCAAGCAUCUGGAGUUGUACUGUCCUUAUGUGUCACUGGUCUUUGAAGCGGGAGCUAUGCCCAACCUAGAGAAGCUCGGCAUAUGCUUUCGUUUCUUCAUAUCUGCUGAAUUGUUACCAGUUGGCAUCGAGCACUUGCCAGCAGGCACUCUGCGGGAUAUCCAUUUAACGUUGGCGUCCAACGGUAAUGAGGUAGUGGCCUCCCAGUUCGAACAACAUAAAGCAGCUGUCGGUAUGCUGUUGAAGAGCGCGUUUGAGGCGCAUCAUCCUGCUGCAGAUGUCACCAUUGACUUUGAUAACGUCCUCAAGAGAUUGAUGCAGUCGCUGUAA